Molecule: messenger RNA, 1209 nt
Organism: Salvelinus namaycush (lake trout)
Lineage: Eukaryota; Metazoa; Chordata; Actinopteri; Salmoniformes; Salmonidae
Product: urea transporter 2-like
Exons: 9
Coding region: 1-1209 (402 amino acids)
Biological process (GO): urea transmembrane transport
Cellular component (GO): membrane
Molecular function (GO): urea transmembrane transporter activity
Source: RefSeq, a predicted model, not a curated record
AUGGAGAAGGAGGCGAGGCCUGUAGAGAAAGGGGCUACUCUUACAUCCCAUCUCUCCAGAGCACUUAAUCUGCUUACUGGGGACAUGCGUGUGUAUGGAGAAUGGAUAAAAAGGCAGAUUGUGGUGGUCCAGGUGGUGGACUGGGUCCUACGUGGGGUGGCCCAGGUCAUGUUUGUCAACAACCCCCUCAGUGGGCUGCUCAUCACGUUUGGCCUGGUGCUGCAGAACCCCUGGUGGGGCCUGAACGGACUGCUAGGAUCCCUCGCUUCCACACUGUCUGCACUCCUGAUUAGACAAAACAUGGGGGCCAUAUCUGCUGGUUUAUAUGGCUACAAUGGGACCCUGGUUGGAAUGCUGAUGUGUGUCUUCUCAGCCAAAGGGGACUGGUACUGGUGGCUUCUGCUCCCUAAUAUGUUCAUGUCCAUGUUAUGUCCCAUAGUCUCCAGUGCCCUGGGCUCAGUGUUCAGCAAAUGGGACCUCCCUGUGUUCACUCUACCAUUCAACAUCCUUGUGUGUUUGCACAUGGCUGCCAUGGGGUCUAACCACCCCUACUUUCCAGAGGUGCUAAUGCAGCCAAAGUCCUCCCUCCAUCUGAACACCACCUUGGCAGAACGAAGCAUACCUCAGCUCUUGAUGGCGGUGCCAGUUGGCGUGGGUCAGGUGUACGGCUGUGACUGCCCCUGGACUGGAGGAAUCUUCAUCAUAGCCCUGCUACUUUCCUCCCCAACCAUCUGCAUGCACGCUGUACUGGGCUCUAUUGUUGGUGUAGUGUCCGGUCUUGUUCUGGCUGCUCCUCGUGAGGACAUCUACUCAGGACUGUGGGGCUACAACAGUUGUCUGUCCUGCAUCGCUAUUGGAGGGGUGUUCUAUGCAUUGACAUGGCAGAGUCAUCUACUGGCUAUUACCUGUGCCUUUUUCUGUGCGUACAUGAGUUUGGCCAUUUCAAAUCUGAUGUCCAUAUUUGGGCUACCAGCAUGCACCUGGCCUUUCUGCCUGUCCGCCCUCACCUUCCUCCUCAUCACCACUGAAUCCAGAGCCAUACACAGACUGCCUCUGUCGGCCGUGACGUACCCUGAGGAAAACAGGCGCUACAACAAAGAGAGGUCACCAGAAAAUCACCAGGAGGAUCAGCAGAACAUCAGUAAAGAGGAGAAACUGCUGGAGAGAAGAGAAGAGAUAAAGCCUCAUAUCAGCCUGUCAGUAGAGUAG